AUUCGAUAAUAACUAGAGGUGGUUUCUUAUAUAAAGAGAUAUCUUAAAAUUUUGGGCAACAGUCGAGCUGAACAAGAUGAACAAAUACAUUUUCGUCGCUUUUGCCCUAGUCGUUGUUAUCGACAGCGUCAGAAGCGACUCCAGCGAAGACAUCAUCGACAACGUCAAGUCCAAACAGGUCAAAAAGCUCCUUGCCGAAAACAAACACUACAUCAAGGCGGGCCUCGGAAAGCUCGAACAACAAUGCCCAGGCGUGACCCAGAAGCUCAAAGCCGGGAUCAAAGCGUACCAGCAAUGUGACGACAAAUCCGACGACUCUUUGACCAUUUGCCAAACCAUCGAAACUUCAAACCUGAACUGCACCAAGCAACUAAUUCGGGUGUUCGACGACUGUCUGCCGCCAAUGGCCAGAGCUCUUCCCACUAUGGCUCUCAAAGCUCUGGUUUCCGUUGCCGGGUUCUUGUGCAAGCAAACCGGAGAGUCGAUUUUCGAACUGGCGAAUCCGUGCUUUUGGGAGCCUCCGGAGCAAAGUGAUCAAGUGUGCGAGGAGAAGGUGAAUCAGUUUGUGGGAAAGUAUGCACAGAGUGAACAUGGUCCGACGAAGGCUGAAACUUGCGCGGUUGCCAAUAGCUACAUGGAGUGUAUCCGAGACGGUCUUGGGGGUGGUUGUAAGAACCAGAAGACGAAGGAUGUCGUUUAUGGGCUUUUUGAGGCUUUGAUGUCUCCUUGUAGGAAUCUCAGCGCAGUGUAAAGUUUGAUAUUGUUUGUACAUAAAAAAAUUUUGGAUGGUGUAUGUUUAAAAUGAAAUGGUUCUUAACUCUU
This is a messenger RNA of Zophobas morio, 822 nucleotides long. RefSeq lists its product as uncharacterized. Bases 77 to 751 code for a protein of 224 amino acids. Lineage: Eukaryota; Metazoa; Arthropoda; Insecta; Coleoptera; Tenebrionidae. The transcript is spliced from 4 exons. The record is from RefSeq and is a predicted model, not a curated record.